CACAACCACAUCAAGCCACAACUUGUGGUCUCUUUUCUUUUCUGAUCCGAGUCUGAUCCAUCCAUCAUGUUGCCGCUGUGCCUGUUCAGCUUGUCAUUGGUUCUACUUCUUUCUACGCUUGUGAGUGGUUUCAGCAGCCCUAACACGCAGCAACCAACAGUGAUGAACUCUCUCGGUGCCGACGCCUUGAAAGAACUGGUCCAAGAAGCAGCUGUUCAGGAUACCGCUUCCACUUUGGAUGUCACGGGCAUUCUCUGGUUGGAACACAUCAACUUGGUCGUCGGAUCGCGGCCUUUGGCAGAACGCUUCUAUUUGGAUAUCCUUGGAUUUAGCAAAGACAAGUCCAAGAGUUUCCAUGUCAAUUUGGGUCAGCAGCAGUUCCAUUUGGCCGAAACGGGAGAUCCGGCCCAGAAAGUAACGGGCAGUAUUGGAUUGGUGGUCCCAUCCAUUGACACGGUCAAACAGCGACUGCAAGAAGCAUUGGCGGGCGAUGAAUUCAAAGACACGCUGUUGGCCAUGGAUUCCACUACGAAAAGUGAUGACACUACUUUAUCCAUUACGUGUCCAUGGGGCAAUCGCUUGCACUUGUACGAUGCUACUCAAGAGCAGGCAACCCUCCAACCCACCUCCGACUCUCCCCGCAAAAUGGUCAACAUGCACGCCACCGGUGGCAACUAUGCUCCCGAACGAAUGGGUAUUCGUGGUGGUAAUCCAGGCAUUCGUUACAUUGAAAUUGCGUGUCCACCACAAUCCACACCGGCGAUUGCGUCCUUUUAUCGAAACAUGCUGAGUUGCACCGUCACUACAACAACGAUUAGCAGCAACCGUCCUGCCAUUGCGGUUUGUGUGGGACCGGGCGUUCAUUUGGCCUACGUCGAAGACGACAAUCUAUCACAAGAUGCCAUUUCGGCCAUGGAGGGAGUUCAUCUCUGCAUCUACGUGAAUGGUUUCAAGAAUCUCUAUGAUCGAUUAAAGACACGCAACUUGAUAUGGACAAACCCGCGAUUUACACACUUGGAUUCCUGUGAUACCUGGGAAGAAGCCAUGGAAUCUCGUACGCUGCGUUUCAAGGACAUUGUGGACUUGUCAACGGGAGAAAAGCUGUUGGAAGUGGAGCAUGAAACACGACCAAUGCGGCAUGGACAGUAUCUCAAGGUGCCCUUUUAUGAACCCAAAUAG
Seminavis robusta is the source of this 1179-nucleotide messenger RNA. The record is from the annotation of a GenBank genome assembly. Lineage: Eukaryota; Bacillariophyta; Bacillariophyceae; Naviculales; Naviculaceae.